Xenopus tropicalis (tropical clawed frog) is the source of this 1312-nucleotide messenger RNA. It is a transcript of the gene polr1g, whose product is annotated as RNA polymerase I subunit G. The record is from RefSeq and is a predicted model, not a curated record. The transcript has 3 exons. Bases 498 to 1091 code for a protein of 197 amino acids. Lineage: Eukaryota; Metazoa; Chordata; Amphibia; Anura; Pipidae.
AUAUCGCUUUCAUUUAUCAGCGUUAAAUUCACGUCAGAAGGGAAUGUUCCAUACACCAUAAUAAUGGUGGGCCGAUGAAUGCCUGGCAAUGAAACUCCUUUACUUUUACUUUAUCUAUGGUGUCGUCAGGCAUAGCACAGACCUGCCUGUCUGUAUCCUGGGAAUAAGUCCCAUGCAUGGGGACAGAUUGUGCUGCAUUAUUCCAAAAUGCUGCCUGUGUGUGCCCGAGUUAGUAUUAUUAUUAUUAUUAACAUUUAUUUAUAAAGUGCCAGCAUAUUCCGCAGCGCUGAUAGAAGCCACUUUAUCCCUUUAGAACUAGACUUUGGCUUCCAAAGCAAAAUUGGAUAAAGAGCCCCACUCAAUACCGAAACCCCUAAUAUACCUAUUGCUGUAACCUGUUCCUUCAAAAAGUAUGGAUAAAUACCAUUUUUAUAUGCGGAAAUCCAGCUGCAAAACAGCUCUUCUCUUUUUGCAUAAUUUGAAAUCCUGGCACUGUGAUGCUCCUUUCUUUAUUGCCAUCCCCUGUAGGAUGCAGGCUGAAGACUGACUGUCUACUUUCUGUCUUAGUCGGCUUAGGAGGAAAAGAAAGCUUUCAGUGCCCCUUGAACUUUAAGCCUGUGGCUGUGUGUGAAGGUACGGUAACUUCUGAUCCUGACUUAGAAGUAUGGCUUAUCAAAGCCCCAGCAGGUUUUAAUCCUGAGAGCUUCACCAACCAUCGUUUCCCUCUUGCUGGCUGCAAGACCCAGAAAGUGAAAGUUGAUGGUGUCCGGAGACUGUACAACGUGACAGCUACUCCAUGCACAGAUACACCCUGCCGUGCCCUUUUGCCACAGGAUGAAGCAUCAGGGGACAGACUUGUGUGCGCUCCCCAAUUUCAAGGUGUCAUCACCAUAGCAGAUGCCCAUGGAGAGUCUUCAGUCUUACACCCCAUUCCAGACAGACUACCUCGAACUGUUCCCGAAGGGUUAAAACUAAGAUACUGCCCUUUUGGAUCAGUUAGCCCAAAAUAUAAGAGGAAGGGAGACUUAGCCAUUGUUCAUAAAAAGAAGAAGAAAAAACGAAAGCGGGAAGAGGCAAAUGUUAAUGUCUAGGACAUCAAUAUGGCAAACGUUUGGACUACAAAAUUUGCAUUACGCCUCUCAUCUGUAAUACUUGUUGUGGCCACAAGGUGACAUGGCAUUGUUAAAUCUGCUACACAAACACUCUUGUGUUUUUAGUAUCUUGGUCCACUCCCAAACUGUGAUAGGUAUAUUUGGUGCCAACUGCACAGUUUUUUUGGGUGUAUAAUUAAAAUUCAUAUAGUUGACAUUUA